Striga hermonthica is the source of this 2604-nucleotide messenger RNA. NCBI's taxonomy places the organism in Eukaryota, Viridiplantae, Streptophyta, Magnoliopsida, Lamiales, Orobanchaceae. The record is from the annotation of a GenBank genome assembly.
AUGUUGCUAAAGAUUGAGAAAUGCGAAAGUGUAGUUUUGGCUAUUGGCUUAAUUAUCAUAGUAAUCAACAUGUAUCAUGUUGAUGGGCAGCCACAUAGGAUUCUUUUCGAUACAGAUGUUGAUGUUGAUGAUGUGCUUGCAAUAUUGUACAUCUUGAAGCUUGAUAGAUCCAUAUUUGAUUUGCGAGCAAUUACUAUAAAUACAAAUUCAUGGACCAAUGCGGGUCACGCUGUAAAUCAAGUUUAUGACCUUCUUUACAUGAUGGGACGAGAUGAUAUUCGUGUUGGGGUCGGAGGUGAUGGUGGAAUAUUUGAUAAUAGUACUAUUUCGUCGAAUGUCGGUGGAUAUCUUCCCAUAAUUGAUCAGGACUAUGGUACAACGGGAUAUUGCAGAUAUAGCCAAGUUAUUCCUUUAGGGAUGAAAGGAAGAUUAGAUAUCGACACGAAAUAUGGUUAUACGAAAAGCUUUCUUCCGCAGGGCUAUAGACGAUAUGUCCCUCUUGAACAACCUACGACUCAACAAGUGAUGAUAGACACGAUAUCCGCAGGCCCAACAACAAUAUUUGUUACUGGCCCAGCAACCAAUUUGGCAAUAUUCCUAAUGACCAGCCCACAAUUGAAGAAAAACAUCGAGGCCAUAUACAUAUUGGGCGGUGGGCUGAGGCCCAGGACCGCAAACUGCCCCACUUCAUCAUUAUCAUGCCCUACUGGCAAUGUGUAUACGGGUGACAAUACGGCUCCAGAUGCAGAGUACAAUAUUUUCACUGACCCCUUUGCUGCUUAUCAGGUUAUUCACUCCGGAAUCAAAAUUAUUCUUGUCCCGUUGGAUGCAACAGACACUAUGCCCAUUACACCAGAAUUCCUUGAAGAGUUUGAGAAAAAUCAGCAAACCUUUGAAGCACAGUUUUGCUUCAAGAACUUGAAAAUGAUCCGAGAUACUUGGUUCACUGAUAAUUUUUCAACUAUUUUUUUUAUGUGGGACUCAUUUUUAACGGGCAUAGCUACUUCAAUAAUGCUCAAGCACAACAACCCAAAUGGCUGUAAUGAAUUUGCGGAGAUGGAGUACAAGAACAUCACAGUCGUCACUUCAAACAAGCCGUAUGGGAUCUCGGACAGCUCAAAUCCAUUCUUUGACAACCGUGAGAAAUCGAAAUUUAAAUUGACAAAAAAGGGAGUCCACAGUGGCCAUGUUAUAACAGGACUUGGAGACCCAUUUUGCAUCGCUAGAAAUGGGUGCAAGGACGGCUACACACCAGAAGUUACCGAUCCAGAAGGAGUGCGUGUUCUUGUUGCUAUGAGAGCGAAGCCGAACCCUGAUAAAACUAGUAAACUAAAAAAAGCAUUCUACAAACAAUUUCUCGAUGUCAUGAAUCGACAACAUCAAACAGGAAAGUUCAAUUAUGACAAACAAUUUCCUCAAUAUCAUCAAGUUACCAAUAUACCAGAUUUUAAAGGAAGAAAACUAGGAAAACUUGUUGUUUUCGACAUGGAUAUGAGUCCAGGAGACAUUUUAGCGCUAAUUUAUCUCCUCAAAGUACCAGUUGAAGAACUAUAUCUCAAAGCCAUAAUAGUGACGCCAACUGGAUGGGCAAAUGCAGCAACGAUCAACGUUAUCUACGAUUUGUUGCACAUCAUGAAGCGUGAUGAUAUUUUGGUUGGUCUUGGAGAUUUAUAUGCAACUAACCAGACCUAUCCUUAUUUCCCAUCUAUUGGAAGGUGCAAGUAUAGGAGGGCCAUCCCGCAUGGCGCAGGUGGCUUUCUCGACUCAGACACACUAUACGGGUUUGCUCAUUGUUUGAUUAGAAGUCCUCGAAGGUACACAUCGGAAAAUUCCGUAAAACAUGGAGCUCCUCGAGACACCGAACACCCUGAACUAAGACAACCACUAGCUCUUGAAGUGUGGAAUUCAGUUAUAAAAUCCCUAGAUAUCGGAUCCCGAGUAACCAUCUUGACCAAUGGGCCAUUGACAAGUCUCGCGCAAAUUAUUCAAUUGGACAAGAGUCUGUCUUCUCACAUUCAGGAAAUAAUUGUGGUCGGAGGACACUUACGGGGACAGUACUUCAAUGAGUAUGACCAAGGAAAUGUGAUGAACAUUGAUUGUAACAAAUAUGCAGAGCUCAACAUGUUUCUCGAUCCACUGGCCGCAAAGAUAGUUUUCGAGGCGAGCCUCAACAUCACUCUCAUCCCGCUCAACGUCCAGCGCAUGGUAACUGGGUACUAUAGUUGGGCCCUUUCAGCUCUCGAGACACAGGGCACUCCAGAGGCUGCUUUCGCCAGGGAUUUGCUUUCCACAUUGGUUACCUUGAAAAGAGCUCAUAGUAUCUACCGUCAUGUGGAUAUGUUCUAUGGGGAAAUUCUAGGAUCGGUAGUCUUAGCUGGAAACGUUUUGUUUCCAAUAAGGACAAUGUAUUUGGAGAAGAACAUUAAAGUAUUGGCCACAGGCGACGAAUGUACCGAUGGACAGAUGAUUAAUACUAUUAAGGGAAAAGGUAGUGCAGUGAGAAUACUAGCAUGGGCAUCACCAGCUGCUUUUGCCGAUACUUUUGCAAAUCGACUUGGUGACAAGGAGCAAUCUAGUGGCAUACCAAGUUUUUUUAAUAUUUAG